This is a messenger RNA of Myotis myotis, 1581 nucleotides long. RefSeq names its product ArfGAP with dual PH domains 2 (gene ADAP2). Gene Ontology annotation, cellular component: plasma membrane; intracellular membrane-bounded organelle. Gene Ontology annotation, molecular function: phosphatidylinositol bisphosphate binding; GTPase activator activity. NCBI's taxonomy places the organism in Eukaryota, Metazoa, Chordata, Mammalia, Chiroptera, Vespertilionidae. The transcript has 9 exons. Gene Ontology annotation, biological process: positive regulation of GTPase activity. Bases 135 to 1370 code for a protein of 411 amino acids. The record is from RefSeq and is a predicted model, not a curated record.
GCGGCGCGCGGAGCUGGAGGCGCGGGGGCCGCGUCCCUCUCCACCUGCCGGCGAGCGCACGGGCCAUGGGUGGCCGCGGGUCCGGGGGCCGCCCGGCCGAGCCCCGCUGAGCCCGCCCGCCCGCCGGGCCCGCCAUGGGCGACCGCGAGCGCAACAAGAAGCGGCUGCUGGAGCUGCUGCGGGCGGCGGGCACCGGCAACGCGCACUGCGCCGACUGCGGGGCCGCGGACCCCGACUGGGCCUCUUACAAGCUGGGCGUCUUCAUCUGCCUGAACUGCUCCGGCGUCCACCGGAACUUCCCAGACAUCAGCAAAGUGAAAUCCGUGAGGCUGGACUUCUGGGACGACAGUGUUGUGGAGUUUAUGACCCACAAUGGGAACCUCCGUGUGAAGGCCAAGUAUGAAGCCAGAGUCCCCGCUUUCUAUUACAUCCCUCAGGCCAGCGACUGCCUGGUCUUAAAGGAACAGUGGAUUCGAGCUAAGUAUGAGAGACAGGAGUUUAUGGCCGAUGGGAAAACCAUCUCACUCUCAGGUAACCGGGAAGGGUUCCUGUGGAAGCGGGGCAGGGACAACGCGCAGUUCCUAAGGAGGAGAUUUGUCCUGUUGGCAAGAGAAGGCCUUCUGAAGUACUACACUAAGGAAGAGGGUAAAAGCCCCAAAGCUGUCAUCCACAUCAAGGACCUGAAUGCCACCUUCCAGACGGAGAAGAUAGGCAACCCCCACGGGCUGCAGAUCACCUACCGGAGAGAGGGCCACAUCAGGAACCUGUUUGUGUAUCACGAAAGCGGCAAGGAGAUAGUGGACUGGUUCAAUGCCCUCCGCGCAGCCCGUCUGCAAUACCUAAAGGCGGCCUUUCCUGAGCUCCCAGAGUCUGAGCUCGUGCCCCUCAUCACCAGGAACUACCUCAAACAAGGCUUCAUGGAAAAGACGGGUCCAAAGCUGCAUCAACAGAGAGUGGCCACAGCAGCAGGUGACCCGCUGGCCAAGGAACUGGCUGGCCACGGGCCAUGGGAGCUCUUGGUGAGAAGGAGACGUUCUCAGCUUGGCCUUGGUUACCCAGCAGGAGUGCCCCGUAGUUGGCAGCCAUCACUGGCAGUGAACUCUGCCAAGACUAAAGCUUUGGCCUUUACCCACCGGCUCCCUGGGCCUCACCACGGCCCAGUCUUAAGGCCCAGGACAUCUCCAGUGAAGGCACUGCAAUGGGAAGGCGCCCACAGCAUCACUCAAGUGGCACGUUGGCCCCAAAACAGUUUAAUCCGACUCGACCAUGAGGAAAUAGUCUAUUCUGUAAAACAGCUGGCCUGGACUUCUCAGAGUCAACAUCGUGACAGAGGGAGUGGUGUGCGAACUGUUCCAGUUACAGGCGACUAGAGAGCAACGCCAGGCAAUGUGUGAUUCUUGAUUGGAUCCUGGAUUAAAAAAAAAAACAGCACAAGGGACAUAAAUUUGAAUAUGGAUGUGUAUUAGCCAACAGUAUUAUAAGACUGUGAUAAUUAUGUUGUAUUUGUGUAGGAGAAUGCUCUUGUUCUUAGGGGCUAUGCAUUGAAGUGGCCAGGAGUAAAAUAUAACAAUUUUCAGUCUA